Messenger RNA from Cariama cristata (Red-legged seriema), 710 nucleotides. It is a transcript of the gene MICU3, whose product is annotated as mitochondrial calcium uptake family, member 3. Gene Ontology annotation, molecular function: calcium ion binding. The record is from RefSeq and is a predicted model, not a curated record. Gene Ontology annotation, biological process: mitochondrial calcium ion homeostasis; calcium import into the mitochondrion. NCBI's taxonomy places the organism in Eukaryota, Metazoa, Chordata, Aves, Cariamiformes, Cariamidae. The annotation marks the transcript as partial. Gene Ontology annotation, cellular component: uniplex complex. The transcript has 7 exons.
GUUACAGAAGACAGAUCAGACCUUGAAGAUUUACACCUUUAUGCAACUCCUCGAGAGCAACGGUUUCGUAGGUUUGCCAGUUUAGAAUUUGAAGGACAGCUAUAUAUGACUCCAUAUGACUUCAUUCAGGCUGUCACAAAUGAUGAACCCAAACGUGCUAAAAAGUGGCGAUCCCUUUCAAAGCAGGAACUGAAUCAGAUCCUUAUGGAGACACCACCAGUUUGGAAAGGAUCAUCCAAACUUUUCCGUAAUCUUAAUGAGAAAGGUGUGAUAUCUUACACAGAAUAUUUAUUCCUGUUAUGUAUUUUAACAAAGCCACAUGCAGGUUUUAGAAUCGCUUUCAACAUGUUUGAUACUGAUGGCAAUGAGAUGGUGGACAAAAAGGAAUUCUUAGUGCUACAGGAGAUUUUCAGGAAAAAAAAUGAGAAGAGAGAAAGAAAAGGAGAUGAAGAAAAACGUGCAAUGCUGGUUCUUAAAACAGAAGGAGAGGACCUUGUCUCCAGAAGCUAUUGGGAUACUUUGAGACGUAGCACAAGCCAAGCACUCUUUUCGGACCUUGCGGAGGUAUAAGACAACCUCUGUCUCUGGUCCAUAAACAGACUGCUAUUUUAUUUAUUUCUGUUCUGAUCAUUUUCCCAUUUUAUGCACUUUGUUUCUUCUCUUCCUUUUAAUUAAUUUUUUUUUUUUUAAAACCUGAAAGUUCUCAGAUG